GAUAUGACCAGCUACAUCCGCGCCGUUUCUCUAGCCAUCGCGUUCUACGAUUACUUCAUCACCCUCCCAGCCGAGUACCGGUUUUACGCCAGCCAGCGAAGUUGGCGACUAUCCCCCGGCUGCAUCCUUUUCAUUGCUAUCCGCUACUCCAGCAUCGCCGUUCUCCUGUUCAGUAGCGUCGGCUACUAUUCCACUUCGUUUAGCACCGCACUAUGCAACCGCUACUUCAUCGCCGCUCCCGUCUUCAAGGUGCUCCAAACGAUGAUUUCUCAAGUCGUUCUCGGCGUCCGGACGAUGAACCUCUCUCGGCGUGCGACAUGGGUUACGCGGACAAUCUCGAUCACGUUUAUGGUGUGUACGAUGGCCGAAUGGUUCCUCAACCUCUGGAACCGAGUUCGUAAGUGCAUGCCAUAUGCGCUCAGAGCGACCCCUUACAUUUCCCAUUGUUGGCAGCUCUGCACCGCAGGUAAUGCACCCCCGGUGCUAACGGCGUGGUUGUAUUAUAUGUUUGCUAUGACGUACGACGUUGUCACCCUCGUCAUUUCGACUGCAUACUUGAUCAACUUAGGUUCCAACUCUGGAAAAAUGGCACAACUCGUCAGAAUUAUGCUCACCGAUGGGCUGAUUUACUUUGUCACCCUCACUGGUGCCAACAUCUUGAAUCUCAUUCUUUACAGAAGUUCCAUUGAGUCAGUUCAGUCGUCAGGGGUUUCCAUCGGCUAUACCGUGACCUGGAUUAUGAGCCAGCGAAUCCUCAUCCACCUUCAAGAUGCCACAACAGUCCACAAUCGCGCCAUUGCCACCCAGGUUGUCGUCUCACGGAGCCUGCAUUCUAUCCCCCGCGCCGUCCCGAACCAGUUCGAAAGCGAA
Epithele typhae is the source of this 870-nucleotide messenger RNA. RefSeq lists its product as uncharacterized. NCBI's taxonomy places the organism in Eukaryota, Fungi, Basidiomycota, Agaricomycetes, Polyporales, Epitheliaceae. The annotation marks the transcript as partial. The transcript has 13 exons. The record is from RefSeq and is a predicted model, not a curated record.